Pangasianodon hypophthalmus (striped catfish) is the source of this 2527-nucleotide messenger RNA. RefSeq names its product ubiquitin associated protein 1 (gene ubap1). Lineage: Eukaryota; Metazoa; Chordata; Actinopteri; Siluriformes; Pangasiidae. The transcript is spliced from 7 exons. Gene Ontology annotation, molecular function: ubiquitin binding. Gene Ontology annotation, biological process: ubiquitin-dependent protein catabolic process via the multivesicular body sorting pathway. Gene Ontology annotation, cellular component: ESCRT I complex. The coding region runs from base 178 to 1563 and encodes 461 amino acids. The record is from RefSeq and is a predicted model, not a curated record.
CAAGCAGGAACCAGAGAAGGGGAGGUACACAAACCCAAGAUGGCGUCCCGCGAUGAAGCAGGAAAUAUAUUUCGCUUUCAAUAAUAUUCGCGACUGGAGAGGUUUGUUUGGAAGUUGUAUGUUUGAAGAAGGCUGAAACGGAUUUACUGGCGACUAAAGACAGAGCAGAUACUCUAAAUGGCUGCGAGGAAGUCUGGAUCAGAUCUCCACAACAAUGGACCUGUCAGCUACCUUGAUGAUGUUCCUUUCAAGCUCAAUGAGAAGUUUCGCUGCCCGGCAAAAGUGGGUCUGCCCAUUGGCUUCUGUCUGCCCGACUGUAACGCUUUGCUAUCGGAGAUGCAGUAUGACUUCGGUCUAGAGAAGCUGAGUGUGCGCUGGGGGGACGAAGUGGCCAAGGCGCGAGCUGCUGAGGCUCAGGAAGCCGAAUCCAGCCGGGCAGAAAGCGAAAAAGACAGACAGGCUGCCGUACAGGACAGUGAUGCUGGCUUGGCUGGUGGAAAGAAAGCCCGUCCCGCUGAGGAGCAGGACCUCCUCCCACCGGCGCUGAACCCGGUCCUGGCAGGUCUACGGCACAACGCUAUCCUGACCCCGCUCCCGGCCCCGAGCUUCGGUCCAGCACAACCAGUAGCCAGCAACCCUGCACCUCAGAGCCUCAAUCUAGCCGACUUUGAGCGGGAGGAGGACCCCUUCGACAAGCUGGAGCUGAAAACUCUGGAUGACAAAGAGGAGCUCCGGAGCAUCCUCCAGAGCCAGCCGCAGACAUCAGUGUCUGUCUCGACUCCUGAAAGCACUGGUGCAGAAGACAGUGGUGCACCACCUCAGCAGGCCAAAGUGGGUAUCUUCCAUAAACCCAACGGCCUGGUGGGACUGCUGGACUUGGAGCAAGCAGGUGUUGGUGGUGUGGUAACCUCCAGGGGACAGAUCGAUGCUGAACGCCCCUGUAACAUUCGCUCACUGACUUUUCCCAAGCUGUCGGACCCAGGAGAUUCCCCCUCAGACCCUCCCUUCGCUAUAUAUCCAGCAGCCCCACAACGAAGCUUACCCAAUGGUACUCUACUAUCCCUGCUGAGAUCCACACCACAUACCAGUUCUACACUACCUGUAGAGUUACCAGGCCAUGCACCAAAUGGCGCACCAAAUGGCACACCAAAGCAGUCGAUCCCUGCGGCUGGUCCUCCCUCGUACCCGGCACCUGUGAGUGGAGCCCUGGUCAGUCUCUCUCCCAGCGAGCGUCAGUGUGUGGAGACGGUAGUAGGCAUGGGCUACUCUUACGAAGGCGUCCUCAAAGCCAUGCAGAGACAAGGGCAGAACGUCGAACAGGUGCUGGAGUAUCUUUUUGUCCACAGUCGACUGUGUGAGCGAGGCUUUGACGCCACAGCGGUGGAAGAAUGUUUGGAAAUGUACCAGUGCUCAGAGGAAAAGGCUCUGCAGUUUCUCCAGUUGAUGUCUCGGUUCAGUGAGAUGGGCUUUGAGAGAGACACCAUUAAAGAGGUCCUUUUAGUGCACAAUAAUGACCAGGACAAAGCUCUGGAGGACUUAAUGGCUCGUGCGGCUGCAAGCUGAACCAGAGCAGUGUCUCCUCCUUGAUCCGCCCCUCCUUUACUCCUCAAUACUGCGUCCACUGAGAGAGAGAGAGAGAGAGAGAGAGAGAGAGAGAGAGGGAGAGGGAGAGAGGUAGGGGGGAGUGUGUGAGUAAGAGCAGCAGAGGAAGGAGUGUAGUGAGGGUGUCUGAGACCGGACAAGUGAACACAUAUCCCAUAAAAAAAAACAAACAAACAAAAAAAAAACCAUGCUCUUCAAGGUAGGGUUCGAUCGGACCAUUCAUCCGACCUCAGCUCUGACCCUAUUAAGUGAUCUUUGUGUGAUUGUGGGCAAGAGGACACUGAGCCGUCCUUCUUUCACCAUCACCGUAGAAACAGGCGGACGUGGGGCGGUGCCUAGGACACGGGCCUGAGAGGAGUGCAAGGGGAGCGCGAUUCCACAAGAAAUGGACUCACAGCUACAGCGCUGCUAUGUCUUUCAUAAGUCAUGAGAACUUAAUACUCGCUCGUACACAUGCCAUGUCUGACCAGAGACCUUGAAGUGCCCUUUCUGUUCUUGCUACCGCCUGGCUUUCAUUUGAUUUUCUUCCACCUGUCUCUGCUGUACAUCAUUUUAAUCAUAUGUUCAUCUGUUCAGCUGUUUAAAAAGCAAAAACAGCCGUUUUGUUAGAGAUCUGGUUUAUUUGCCCUCUGCUAUAGGAACUGCGUUAACCGAACUAAUGACCACAGUGCAUUGAGAGAAAUGAGACGAAAAACGUGAGAAUGGAAAACUGCAGCCGAACAGCUUUUACACUGGAAUGGAAAGAGAAACUGGUGUGUUCCUGGAAAUGCAAUAUUUAUGUGUGUCAAUGCUUCUUCGUACAAAUGACUUGCAAGGCUGAAAAGGCACAAAGAAUCACAGAUAUUAAUAUAAACGUAUUUAAAUUUGUUCAAGAUACACUGACACCUUCAAUCUGUAAUAAAGACUUGGAAAUUCUUUGCCAUUA